CUUUUAACACGCGCGUUAUGUGACAACACGGGGUCGAGCUCCCCGGCAAGGCUGUUGCGCGGGUGUAAAGUUACGAGCGGACAGGACACACCUCUAGAGGGAGUUCCCGGGGAGGUGGAGGCAAGAAGCCGAUCACUUUCUGCAGCAGAACAGUAAAAGGCGUCCGUUCAGCCGGAGGCCGCGCCGUCUUCAGAGCAGCGGCCGUGCCACGAAGAGCACAAUGCCCGGCAUGGGCAACCCUUUACGCGCGGCGGCCCUCCUGGCAUUCGUGGUUCUUUCUAUUCUGGUGUCACUCUUGAUCAGCAGCGUGCAGCAGUUUGGGGGGACCGUGUCUCACUUUGCCAAUGCAACCGUUGCUGGUGAUGAGGAGGAGUUUGCGUCUCUCCGCGGGGCGUUGAUUUACCAACUCAGCGAGCGGCGAAAAGAAAUCAUUCCGCUGCUAUUACCCGAUUAUCGUGACGAUGAUGCUGAAAACGGACUGCGCGGUGACAGCCCACGUUCUCUCCGCCGUGACCAAACGCGGGACUCGACUCUGGAUCACAGCCUGUGGAACGAGAUCGCGCACGGCUCCAGGAAAGCGCGGAUGGAUGAGAUGGACUGCGACUCUCUGGUGGACAUGCAGGCUGUGGAGAUUCUCGGGUCUGGAUACACAAAACUGGUUGUCAAAGUGAAUCUAGCCGGAGGGCAGCCCGUGGCGUUGAAACUCGUCAAUGAGCAGGGGAUCGACAUGGGGAAGUGUGUGGAGGAUUUCAGAGACCCCCGAGGCUGCCGAGAGCUUGUUUCCUACAAGCUGAAGAAAGAAAUAGUUCUGUUACAGAGGCUGCAGCAUCCCAACGUCAUUAAGCUCAAAGGUCACUGUGCAGAAGGAGGACGAGGAGAGGAUGGAAGAGUCACGGUCAUUCUGGAGCAGGGGAAUCCUCUUCAGAUGAUCCAGCUUCUCCAGAGUCCCUGGGAGGACAGAUUCAGGGUGUGUCUGGACCUGGUGCGGCUCCUGCACUUCCUGUCCGAUUCUCCCCUGGGCUCCGUGGCUCUGUUGGACUUCCAGCCGCGGCAGUUCGUCACGGUUUCCGGCCAGCUGAAGCUCACGGACCUGGACGACGCCAGCGCCGCGGAGACCGCCUGCCGGACGGACGCCGACUGCACCCUGCAGUUUCCGCACCGAAAUUUCACGGUGCUGUGCUCGCCGCGGGGGGUGUGUGAGGGCCUCAACGAGAAGAGGAACAUUUACAACGCCUAUAGGUAUUUUUUCACCUACCUGCUGCCUCACCAGGCCCCGCCUGGCUUCACACACCUGGUAGACCACAUCAUGAACUCCACAGGGGAGCUGAAAGCUGACAUCAAUCAAACGCUGGAGGCCUUUGAACACAUCCUCCUCCUCUACAAGUCUGGCCUCCACCUGGACAACCUGCCUCCAUCAAUAAUCGGAGAUUACGCCGUGAUGCGAGGCAUGGGGACCUCUGGGAACGCGGCGUACCGCUGUUGGCCGUCCUACAGCCAGCAGGGCUGCGUGCUGUCGGUCCACGGCGCCCGAGAGGCAGCGUUCAUCUGUAACUCCCACUCGCAGUGCAGCAGCUUCACUCUGACCGGACGGAAGACAUGGACGGGUCGGGUCCUGGCCUCCUUCAGCAGCGGCUUCAGUCAUCUGGUGCCCGAUGGGACGUCCGAGGUGUACGUGAAGAAAGCCAAAGCUCCCGAUGACACAACGGCGUGACGCGAGGACCCCAACGGAAGGGCCCCGCCUCGGUCCGAGCUGAGUGAGAGUUGAGGCCCAUCGCGACGCGCAAAAACAAACGCCCCCUCCCCCCCCCGCCCCCUCCCCCCGCGCGUCCUCCUCGUGAACGCCGCUCGGCUCUGUGGGCCCUGCAGGGCGAGCGUAGUGGCCCGAGCGUAUAGGCGCCGAGCCGAAGAGGCGUUGGAAGUGAGGCAAGUGAAUGUGAUGUAUUUAUAGGGCUUCUGCUCAGUGACUGUUUGAUCUUCUUGCCAGCUCACCGCCUCUGCCAGCUACUAUUUAAAGGGAUUUCCCUUCAGGUACAAUUAAGGAGGGAGAGCCUUGUGCCUUCAACGUUUCUUUUCCUUUUUUUUCCCCCCCUACCUUGUCUUUAUUUGCCAUGUGUGUUGGCUUUCGCUGUGAGGCCGGGGUCCCCCUCGAAUGAUUUUUAAGCCAAAGAGGUAAUAAGAACAGCGGCUGCAGCUCAGCAUUUGAAGCCUGAGGACGAGAAAAGAAAACAAGCUCUUAUACAAAUACACUUUGAUGUUAAUGCGCUGAGGUUGCGGCUGUUUUUCAUGGUUCUCUGGCUUAGCUGCGCUGUGGUAUUGGAUGGCAACAACCAUGUAAGCAUUUCCACAUUAACAAUGAGUAAAAAGGAUAAAAAAAACAUUCCCAAACAGUCUGUUUUUACAUACUUUUGUAAACUUGGUUCAUUUAGAUAUUUAUCAAAUGAAAUGUAAUACGUGAUUGUGUAUUUUUUAGCUUACAUGCACCUUGUGGGUGAAACUUUUAUUUUCAAUGAAAAAUUAUUCACUUCAGUGUGUUUUUUUUUUUUUUUACAAUUCACUUGUCGUAAUUGUACAGUUCUACAGUUUUUUAAUUAUAUAAAUUUGUUUCU
Messenger RNA from Pungitius pungitius (ninespine stickleback), 2606 nucleotides. It is a transcript of the gene pkdccb, whose product is annotated as protein kinase domain containing, cytoplasmic b. Gene Ontology annotation, molecular function: ATP binding; non-membrane spanning protein tyrosine kinase activity. Bases 221 to 1711 code for a protein of 496 amino acids. Gene Ontology annotation, biological process: peptidyl-tyrosine phosphorylation; skeletal system development. Gene Ontology annotation, cellular component: extracellular region. The transcript has 7 exons. The record is from RefSeq and is a predicted model, not a curated record. NCBI's taxonomy places the organism in Eukaryota, Metazoa, Chordata, Actinopteri, Perciformes, Gasterosteidae.